AAGGGCGUUAUUCGAAAUUAUUAAUUGGUAAAUGGAAACCAUUAAAACAAGAUGAAGUUGUCGAUGAUAAAGAAUUAGUAAAUGUUGAUAUUGUCCUUAAAGUUUUGAAGGGAUCGAAAAAUUUUAAUUCCACAUUUCUUAAUGAAUUCAGAAUAAAUUAUCAAAUUUAUCAACUUCUUGGAGAGUAUGCUGUACCUUUCUAUGGUUUAACGAUACAUCCAGAAACUAAAGACUAUGCGAUGGUUAUGAAACACGCAAUUCAUAGUGAUCUCAGGAAAUUUAUUGAUAAGUCUGAACUAACAUGGCCAAAGAGAGUAGAAAUUCUUUCUAAAAUUGCGAAGUCUUUAAAUGCACUUCACGAAUUAAAUAUAAUUCAUUGUGAUUUUCAUUGCGGAAAUAUCCUCGUUGACGACGAAACAAAAAUAUUUAUUCGCGACUUUGGGUUUUCAGAUUCAUCAGAUUCCGAAUCAAAUGAUUCAAAUUAUGGCGAUUCAAGAAUUGGCAUCAAGAAAGAGAAGGACCCUGAAAAAGAACCUGAAAAGAAAUGUGAGCAUGAGAAAAAGUAUAUUGAUAGAAGAUAUGUAACUCAAAUAUACUCCUUUAAACUUGAAGGUAAAUAG
Dentiscutata erythropus is the source of this 620-nucleotide messenger RNA. Lineage: Eukaryota; Fungi; Glomeromycota; Glomeromycetes; Diversisporales; Gigasporaceae. The record is from the annotation of a GenBank genome assembly.